AUGCUCGAUUACGAAAGCCUAGGUCAUAUGACUCUCGCAGAAGGUCCUGGUCAAUACUUCAUUCCCCAUCAUGCGAUUCAGAAGUCCGAAGGGGACAGUGUCAAACUGAAAGUGGUGUUUGACGCAUCGGCGAAAUGCCAUUCGGGUGUCUCUCUUAAUCAAUGUUUGUUGGUCGGGCCGAAACUGCAGCAGGACAUCGUUGAUGUUCUGAUUGGAUUCCGCGUACACAAAGUGGCCUUCACCACGGAUAUCUGCAAGAUGUAUCGCCAGAUCGAGGUGCUGCCUCAAUAUCGGAGCUACCAAUACAUCCUGUGGAGGGACUCGUCACAAGCAUCGCUAAAAGAGUAUACACUUAAUACAGUCACGUAUGGAGUAAAUACUGCGCCUUAUUUAGCGUUACGGGUCCUCCGUUACAUCACCGACACGGAAUGUGAAAAUUUCCCGGAUGUGAAAAGGGCUCUGCGCCAUCAGACUUAUAUGGAUGAUAUAUGUGUGGGUGCGGAGUCGUUGGAAGCUGCUAAAACGCCUCAAUCGAAUCUAAUCAACACCCUCGCCAGAUCCGGUUUGGAGUUGAAGAAAUGGGCCAGUAACACACCUGAAUUGCUGGAACACCUACGUCCUGAAGAUUGCUCUGGAAAUCCGCUAGCAUUUGAGCAAAAUGAUGCUACGCACGUAUUGGGAAUGCGGUGGAAUCACGAUCAAGAUUAUUUCUCAUUCAGCAUUAGCAAUUUCAAGAUGAUCCCUACCAAACGUGGAGUGUUGUCUAUGAUCGCCAGAAUCUUUGAUCGACUAGGUCUGUUGGCGCCAGCAACGUUUCAUGCCAAGUCGAUCAUGCAACGUGUGUGGAUCGCAUAG
Acyrthosiphon pisum (pea aphid) is the source of this 855-nucleotide messenger RNA. RefSeq lists its product as uncharacterized. The coding region runs from base 1 to 855 and encodes 284 amino acids. Lineage: Eukaryota; Metazoa; Arthropoda; Insecta; Hemiptera; Aphididae. The record is from RefSeq and is a predicted model, not a curated record. The transcript has a single exon.